This is a messenger RNA of Daphnia pulicaria, 973 nucleotides long. RefSeq lists its product as uncharacterized. NCBI's taxonomy places the organism in Eukaryota, Metazoa, Arthropoda, Branchiopoda, Diplostraca, Daphniidae. Gene Ontology annotation, molecular function: peptidase activity. The record is from RefSeq and is a predicted model, not a curated record. The transcript is spliced from 2 exons. The coding region runs from base 41 to 610 and encodes 189 amino acids.
AGCAGUAAGCAAUUUAAAACAAAUCCGACGCAGAGAAAAAAUGGGCUCGUCGAGCUCGAGAUUGGACAGCAGUUCCGGUGGUGGUGUCUACACAUUCAGAUUGUUUUUUUACGAUGUGCUGGACAACGAGUCUGCUGCCAAAGAUUACUCGAUGAAAGAUCAAAUUCUUGUUAAGUUUCAGAAACUGAUUGAUGUAUCAGAGGUGAUUCUGUGCGUCAUGUACUACACUAAUCCGCUGAGCGGGUGGCAAGUGUACAAAAGUGCGAUGAGCCCUGAUGGGCUCGACAGCUUACAAGGAAAAAGGAACGUGCACCACGCCUACGUCGUCUUUGGAACGAAGAACUGGUGGUGGUCCAUCGAGAAAAACACGGCCUGCGUCGCCAUUCAGCGCUCCAAGCAAAGCGAAUUGGUGAGCGAUAUGUACCACAGAACGGAUCGUAAAUCUUCGUUAUUUACCGGAAUCGACCGCGAGAAAACAAAGUCAGGCCAGAGGAGGACAGUGCAACAACUCCUUGAGCACAUCGUAGCUGGCGGCUACGUGAAUGAAGAGUACCAUUUUCUGACGCAAAACUGCCAGCAUUUCGCUGACAGAAUUUACGCCUAUCUCUAAUAGUUUUUGAUUAAUGUGGAAUCCCUGAACCCCAUUUAAGUAGCUCCUGUCUAUCCCUCCCACAGUUUCAAUAUUUGCAUACGGAGAAAUUGUAAUUAUUGAAUUCAAGGGCUGACUGAUUUGUUUUUGCGUAAUAAUAGUGAAUGCCAAUGACGUAUUUAUAUCAAAUCGAUUCUAUUACCCAUAUAAAUAAAUAUUCUCGUUCGUUGCUCUUUGGCUCAAGUUUUUCGUGCAUAGUGAUUAGCAAAAUCUCCAUCAGAACCGGUAAGUGUAUAAUAUGAUUCUAUAAGAUUGCUGUAAGGCUCGUUGGCAUUUCAGCGACACACAAUCAGCACACAGUCAAAGUACAAGCCAGUCCAAGCA